Phalaenopsis equestris is the source of this 1032-nucleotide messenger RNA. Its product is annotated as 60S ribosomal protein L24-like. The transcript is spliced from 6 exons. The coding region runs from base 302 to 790 and encodes 162 amino acids. Gene Ontology annotation, molecular function: structural constituent of ribosome; mRNA binding. Gene Ontology annotation, cellular component: cytosolic large ribosomal subunit. The record is from RefSeq and is a predicted model, not a curated record. Lineage: Eukaryota; Viridiplantae; Streptophyta; Magnoliopsida; Asparagales; Orchidaceae. Gene Ontology annotation, biological process: cytoplasmic translation.
AUUUUAACUUUAAACUAAAAUUAAUCGAAACCCUCGCCUACACUGCCCCUCGCCUGCCUGCUCCUCUCCCCGAACCCUCGCAUGUGCCGCCUCCGCUUUCUGGUUUCGUCCAGAACUAUCGCCGUCGUCACUGAACCCUCGCGAUACAGUCGCAAGUAGAGCUAACUGGUUACGCAACUUCGGGAUCGCGGCUUACAGAGAUCCGAAACUUCCAUUUUGUUUCCUCCAUCUGCUCCUCUCCUACGCGAAACCGUUGAGCAAGGAAAACCAAGCAGCGCUUUGAAAUCUUAGGUCAGAAGGGAUGGUGCUCAAGACUGAACUUUGCCGAUUUAGUGGUGCUAAGAUUUACCCUGGAAAGGGUAUUAGAUUUGUUCGAGGUGACUCCCAGGUCUUUCUUUUUUCAAACUCAAAAUGUAAACGAUAUUUUCACAACCGGCUGAAACCUGCCAAACUUACCUGGACAGCAAUGUACAGGAAACAGCACAAGAAGGAUAUUCAUGAUGAAUCUGUGAAGAAAAGGCGUCGUGCUACUAAGAAGCCUCUCUCCAGGUCAAUUGUCGGCGCUUCCUUGGAGGUCAUUCAAAAGAAAAGAACUGAGAAGCCUGAAGUUCGUGAUGCUGCCAGAGAAGCAGCUCUGCGUGAAAUAAAGGAGCGGAUAAAAAAGACUAAGGAUGAGAAGAAGACCAAGAAGGCUGAGGCUUUGGCCAAAACGCAGAAGACCCAGACCAAGGGUAAUGUGCUCAAGGGUUCCAAGGGACCAAAGCUUGGUGGUGGUGGUGGGAAGCGUUGAGGACUUGAUAUCCUUAAUUAUAUGCUUCUUUCUUACUUUCUCAUGUGAUCAGAAAUUUUCUCCUGAAUUCGUUGUUUUGCUUUGGUUCGACUUUAUAGCUGCUUUAAUGUGUUCCAAGUCAGGAUAUGAUUUUAGCUCUAAAUUUCCUUCAUUUGGUCUGUUAUGCGAUUUUGGAAACUUUAUGAUUAUCUAAUUUUGUUUGAAAUUUGCUUUUGAUAUUUUUGGAAGUUUGAAGAUGAUGA